AUGGAUAACAUCGAGGGCAUCCUCAAGUCCGAGGAGACCGAUCUCAAGCGAGAUGCCGAAAUCAAACGGAUUUUGAGUGUACACCCAAAGGAUUACUACGCCGUGCUUGAUGUGGCGUUUGAGGCUGACGCUGGCGUCAUCAAGAAGCGGUACCGACAGCUAGCGAUGUUGAUCCAUCCCGAUAAGACAUCGUUACCCGAUGCCGAGAAGGCAUUCGACAUUGUCAAGAAAGCCGAGCUGAUAUUACAAGCCCUGGGCGACGACCAGGCCCUGGCAGUACAGGAAAAGGAACGACUAGAUCUGAUUUACCGCGACGUGGACCAAGACCGCAAACGGGUGAGGGAGGCGCUUGAAGACCUAGAGUUCCAGGAAUUACAGCAAAAGGAACUUGAACAGCGACAUAAGUUAAACGAGCAUGCAGCAGCCAAGCGGGCCGAGGAGAACGUGUCUGCGGCUGCCAAACACAAGCAGCGGUGGGAGAACGACCGGGAUACCCGAGUCAACCUGUGGCGAUCGUACGUCUCCAAAGUGGAGAAACCUAAGAAAAAAAAGAAGAAAAAGGUAUUGGCAUAG
Messenger RNA from Diutina rugosa, 573 nucleotides. RefSeq lists its product as uncharacterized. The record is from RefSeq and is a predicted model, not a curated record. Bases 1 to 573 code for a protein of 190 amino acids. NCBI's taxonomy places the organism in Eukaryota, Fungi, Ascomycota, Pichiomycetes, Serinales, Debaryomycetaceae. The transcript has a single exon.